Exserohilum turcica Et28A is the source of this 2134-nucleotide messenger RNA. RefSeq lists its product as uncharacterized. The record is from RefSeq and is a predicted model, not a curated record. Gene Ontology annotation, biological process: regulation of DNA-templated transcription elongation; mRNA export from nucleus. Lineage: Eukaryota; Fungi; Ascomycota; Dothideomycetes; Pleosporales; Pleosporaceae. Gene Ontology annotation, cellular component: THO complex part of transcription export complex. The coding region runs from base 149 to 2056 and encodes 635 amino acids. The transcript has 6 exons.
CCGACUCCCUCACCGCUCAAGUUACAUCGCCGUUAAUCAGGCCACCUCUCGCCCGCCCCGGCUGCUACACGGUGGCCAGCACGCACUGUUGCAUCACCGCUUUUUCCCGGCCCGUGACUGAAGACUGCUGCGACCCAUCUUCUCCUCAAUGGCGGUGCCCGCUGUGCUUCCCGCAGAUGCCGUCGCACCUAGACUAGACCAUCUGUUGCGGCGCGCGCGCAUUGUCAAGCAGGUUGCUUCGAUCGACCCUCCACUGCAGGUAUCGGAGCUGGUGCCCGAGGGCGAGCCGCUUCUGGGCGAAAUCGAGGGAGGGAAAGAAGUGCGCACGCUUGCAGUCGAGAGUGCGGCUAAGAGCGUCUUCUACGCCAAUCUUGGGUCCACUCGUAUCGAGGAGCCGGCGUUUGUGACGAUUUGGAAUCUACUCGACAUCCUGCAGUACUGCGGAGAUCGAGAUCUAUGCUCUCCACAGCUUGUCCUGCUUCUGAUUGAAGAGCUUCUCGACAGCCAGUCCAUCUCGGGAUGUCGGGUCGUCUUCAACUUUCUCGAGUCGAGGAGAGAGACGAUUAUUGCGAUCAACUCGAAAAACAAGGACCUGGUCAUUUUGCGACUAUGCAAUGAGCUUCUUCGGCGUUUGUCGCGUGCCGAGGACCCGGUGUUUUGCGGGCGUGUCUACAUCUUCAUGUUUCAGAGCUUUCCCCUGGGCGACAAAAGUUCGGUCAAUCUACGGGGAAAUUUCCAUGUGGAAAAUGUAACGACAUUUGAGGACUUUCUGAAGGAAUCAAAUACGGCGGCAGACGACGAGGCGGAGGCGGAUGAGGCUAUGCAGGUGGAUGUGGACGAAGCCACAACGGCGGUCAAGGACGAGGCAAAGGGCGAGGACAGGAUACCCCAGGCAGGCGACAGCGACAGCGACAAGGCCAAGGACGCGACGACGAAACGGGCGACUCUGGAUGUCGACACGCUGUACCCUGUGUUCUGGUCGCUGCAACACUCUUUCUCGAACCCACCAAGACUUUUCGAAGAAGACAAUUUUAGAGAGUUUCAAAAGGGUCUAGAAGCGACGCUAGCAAAGUUCAAAGAGGUGCCCAAGGUGAUCCAAGCUGGCGACAGCGAGCGGAAAAAAGGGCCCAAAUCACGAGAGGGAGAUGAGUACGACGCGUUUGCCAACUCGUACAAUCCCAAGUACCUGACGAGCCGCGAUCUGUUCAGACUCGAGCUGAGCGACGUCGCCUUCCAGCGGCACAUCCUGGUCCAAGCACUGAUCCUGAUCGACUUCUUGCUCACAUUAACCGAAAAGUCCAAGAGCAAGGCGUUUUACCAGAAUGCGCAAAAGGCAAUGCAGUAUCACUUUACACUGGGGACGGAAAAGACCGAGUGGGCAUUGGGCAUCAAGACGGCCAUUGCAAAUUACCUGCAGGAAGGACCCGAUGGCAAAUUCUACUACCGCAUGGUGGACACGGUGCUGUCGCGCGACAAGAACUGGGUAAGGUGGAAGAUGGAGAACUGCCAACCGUUCACCCGAGAGAGGGUGCCGACCAGGGACUUUCAGCAGGCCAAGUCUGGGGCGCAGAAGGCCGUGGUCAGCAAGAAGGCAGCCAGGCCCAUGGGCGUGCCCACUAUGUUUGAAUUUCUGUACAACAACGAGGCGGAAAAGGGGCUUUCGCAGCUGCGGCAGAGCGACAGGUUCAACGUGCCGAGCGCAGAGUGGUAUAGCAAGAGGGUCAAGAUGACGGAGCUGGACAUGGACAUGGCCGAGGGCGACGAGGAGAAGCGGCAGCUCGAGGAGCAAAAGGCGAGCCAUGUGUGGCGAGGGCUUCGUCUGGCGUCCAAGAAGCAGCUGGUGUGGUUUGACCGGAUGGAGCCUGGCAAAAGUCUCGAGGCUCUUCAGCCGGCCAGCUCAUGCACUGAGGCUGCUGCUGGUGGUGCUGCGGCGGGCCUUGAGGUUGCACCCACUGGUUCGGAUGACCAGGGGUCAGUUCCGCAGGGCGAGCAUCAGAGCGUCGAGGAGCAGCGGGCCGGCCAACAUGGUCAAGUGACGGGGGAUUCGACGGCCUAGGUAAUGUAGUACUAGCGACAGGGGGGGCCUGAAAGCAGUUAGGCAUAUUUAUGAAUUAUCGACGGCUUUCGAGACGAC